This is a messenger RNA of Colletotrichum destructivum, 3754 nucleotides long. RefSeq lists its product as uncharacterized. NCBI's taxonomy places the organism in Eukaryota, Fungi, Ascomycota, Sordariomycetes, Glomerellales, Glomerellaceae. Gene Ontology annotation, molecular function: zinc ion binding; RNA polymerase II cis-regulatory region sequence-specific DNA binding; DNA-binding transcription factor activity, RNA polymerase II-specific. The record is from RefSeq and is a predicted model, not a curated record. Gene Ontology annotation, biological process: regulation of transcription by RNA polymerase II; DNA-templated transcription. Gene Ontology annotation, cellular component: chromatin. The coding region runs from base 385 to 3414 and encodes 1009 amino acids. The transcript has 2 exons.
CUGCUCCACUCCCGACCCUCCCCAAAACCACCUCCAAACGGGAUCAACUGGAGCCUCAAUCCCACAACCAAAAGUCCACCUUACAAACAACACUUUCUUCGCGUGUUGUCUUCUUUGGGUUCGCGACUCUCUAUCAUCAAUCGGCCGGAAAGCUUAUUCUGAAGAAUCUCUUUUUACUUGCACUCGAGUAUUCCUUUUCUCGGCGUGCAUCAUCAUCUUCGACUGGGUCAGCGACUUUGUUGUCUCUCGUCCCACAAAACUUUUCCACGAGGCCUUCGACGAGUCCCCGUACAGACGUAGGAACGCGUCUCGAACUAGCAACAAGCAAACUGCUCUGUGCGCCUUUGUCUCGACAAAAGGCCGACAGACAAGUCAGUGGAUAGCAUGGACGCUUCCCAGUACCCUACCAAUGGUAUAAACACGACCUCGGCCUCUUACCCGUCGCCCCCCGCCAUCACGCCUCACCAACUCCAGCACACCAACUCCCCGCUGCCUCACCAGACUCUGCCGCCUUUGCAGCCGCAGACUUCCGCCGCUAUGAACCAGAUGUACGGCAGCAACCCUCACACGCCUCGCACUCCCGCGACUCCCAACACUCCGGGCUCGCAGAACAACAUGCCCGCUUACCCCCAGCAACAGCAGCAACAUCAGCAGCAGCAGCAGCCCGGUCGUGGUGGUCCGUACCAGCAAAUGGGCCAGUAUCCUCCCCCGCCCCAGGGCUACGGCACUCAGUCUAUGCUGCCCCAGACCACGAUGGCUUCUUCUCAUCCCCAGCCCAUCGCGCCCGCUCCGGCGUCUGGCCGCGUUCCUCCCGUCCUUCGCCCCAUGCCUGCUGGCGGCGUUAUGCCCCAGCCCGGUAUGAACUCUCCCUACGGACCCGGCGGUGUCAUGCCUGGCGGUCUUGGUGACAGCGACCAGCCCACCCAUGUUGUCGGCUCUCAGGGUCGUCGCGGCAUCCUGCCCAGUGCCCCCGGACGUCCCGCUGCUACUCCCGCCGGCGCCGGAAACACCAAGAGCACUGUUAUUCCGGUCAAGGACGCCGAUGGCAAGUUCCCGUGCCCUCACUGCACCAAGACCUACCUUCACGCCAAGCAUCUGAAGCGUCACCUUCUGCGCCACACGGGCGACCGCCCCUACAUGUGCGUGCUGUGCCGCGACACUUUCUCGCGCAGUGACAUUCUCAAGCGUCACUUCCAGAAGUGCUCCAUUCGCAGAGGCAACCCGACUGGUGCUAGUCACCUGUCCCACCCUCAGGCCCAUGUCAAGAAGAACGCUGCCGCGCAGAAGGCGGCUCUUGGUCAGGAUGGCGGUCUCAACCACCUCAACGGUCUUGGUAACAUGCCUGCGGAUGGUAUGGUUCAGCCUUUCGGUAUGAUGCCUGUGCAGGACGGAAUGAGCAACCUUGCAAACGAUCAGAGUCAGUUGUCGCGCUCCAGCAGCCUGACUAGGCUUGAUAAUGGCAGUAACCAAGACAGACGGGAUUUGACAGGAUCUGUCAUGGAUGCUUCUGGCCGAGGUGGCAACUUCGAGCAGGCAUACAACGGCAAUGUCCCUAGCUCCAUGACGCCCAAUAUGAAUCAACAGAUGCAAAACUACAAUAUGCCCCCGGGUCAAAAUGGAAUGUCCAUGUAUGGCGGGUCGAACUCGAACCAACAAUCGGGCCUUGAUUGGUCUCAAAUGUUCCAGGCUGGUGCGCAACAAACCUACGCAAAUCAUCAAUUCCCCCCUAAUCUUGGACAGACGCAGAUCGCAACCAAACCCGAGCCUAAUACCGGCGCCGAAAGAACACAAGGUGCUCCUGACCACCAAAACCACCCCGAAUCCCUCUUCUUGUCGACCUGGGGCGUGCCGCCAUCGAUCCAGGACCCCUUCACUCAACUCUCCAACCAGAUCCUCAACUUCUUUUACCCUCCAGGUUCCUCGAUAACCAACGAAAGCGCCGGCUUUAACCUUUACUUCUCGGCCGAAAACAUACGCGACUUUUUGGAAAAGUACACCCACUUCCACGUCCACUUUCCUAUUCUACAUACUCCCACGUUCCGUAUUAUGGAGUCUUAUACUGGCUUGCUGGCCGGUAUGUGCUGCAUAGGAGCUUGCUAUUCUGAUCGUCUCUCUCCAGACCAUGUGCGCGACAUGAUGAACUUUCUUAAGUCGGCACUGGUUCGAGACGUGCCCUUUCUGGCCUCGACGGUAGGCGGACAGCAGCAGAAUGGAAACGCUAGCGCUGGCGCCUCAAGUCAAAAUCAACGCGAUGUUGAGGAGCUGCAAGCUGUUAUGCUGCUCCAGAUUCUGCUGAUUUGGAACAGCACCCCUCAACACCGCGAGAGUGCUCGCGAGAUCUUCCCAGCCAUGACGGAGCAGGCUCGCAAGCUUCGUCUGUUGGAGGUCUCCACCAGAAUGCCCCUCUACAGUCCGCUGCACCAGAGCAACUUUACCCCUCAGAACUUGAAUGUCUCCACAUUCGAUUGGGGUGUGUGGGUUGAACAGGAAAAGCGGAUACGCCUCAUGCACAUCAUCUUCCUUUGCAACUCCGCCAUGGAACUUUAUUUCAACGCCCGCUCUCAUAUCGACAGCCUUGAGAUGCACAUUCCGCUGCCAUCCGAUGAUGCGGCAUGGGAUGCACGGACGAAGAAGGAUUGCGAGGACGCCCUUGGCCUGCACGGAGAGGAAUUGGCACGACAAAAGAAUCCCAACGGGACUCAACGCAGCAAGCAGCCCGAAAUGAGUUAUGCCCUCCAGACAUUGCUUCACAACUCGUAUCAGAUUCAGCCAGGCAGAACCAACCUUUACGGCAAGUUCAUUCUGAUACACGCCAUUCUGUCCAUGAUCCGGCGAGCUCAGUUGGACGGCAGUGCCGUGAUGAAGGGGUACGCGACACCUCCCAUGAGCGACUGGAUGACAAAUGGAUCAUCGGACGCCAGCGGUGGCAACAGCGGUAGAGGUACACCUGUUGACCCUGCCGUCCAAGGCGUUCCAUCUCACGUUCAUCACACCUUUCUCAUGGCAUUGCAAAAGUUCAAAACCAACUGGGACGCGGACAUGAUCAAUCAAUUCCCACCCGGAUCGGCAAAGAAUGCUCGCAGAUAUGGAUUCUCUAGGGACGGUAUUCACUUCUACUGGCUUGCGAAAUACCUCCUCAAGUACACAAGAACGUCGGAGCUACAGAUGGAUCCGGACGCGCGGUUCAUGCAGGUGAUGCAACUUCUCAAGUCGGUGAAGGCUUGGGUGAUGUCGGAUGGGACAACACGAGGCGAGGAAAUGGGAUCGGUUGGAGAGAUCGACAAGGAUUUUGGAGUGGCGAACCUGACACUCGACAUGGCACGACUUUUUAAACCUCUUCCGGCGGUGGUGGAGGACCCAGGAAUAUCUUCUGUUCAAACGGAUAUCGGCACGGCGGGCGGCGGCAUGCUCUGACAUUACAAAAAAAGAGACCAAUUGCAUUUGGUGGGCGUUUGUUUUUACUCGAUUUUUUUCUUUCUCUUCUUGUUUUACUGUUAUCCUCACGGAUCCGUUCUCAUCAACUCAUGUGCUUGCGGAAAAGCAUUAUCGAUUCCAUACUGCAUCAAAGCCGGAUCGACGGUGGUUAGUUCUGAUAUGCAUCUUGUGGCGGGCGGUUUUACGCAAUGAUAGACGGGGAGGCGGAGUUGGCACUGCAUUAGACUGCGAUCAGAUAGAACUUGGGAGGCUCUCGGGUGGCACCAACGGUGGCUCGAUGAGGUUGUCACGAUAUUCAUGGCUUUUCGCUCAUAAUGAC